Molecule: messenger RNA, 3022 nt
Organism: Cucumis sativus (cucumber)
Lineage: Eukaryota; Viridiplantae; Streptophyta; Magnoliopsida; Cucurbitales; Cucurbitaceae
Product: polypyrimidine tract-binding protein homolog 2
Exons: 14
Coding region: 124-2580 (818 amino acids)
Biological process (GO): regulation of RNA splicing
Cellular component (GO): nucleus
Molecular function (GO): mRNA binding
Source: RefSeq, a predicted model, not a curated record
ACAUCUCACAUUCUCUCUCUGGAGUAUACGCCCAUAUUCUCAUUAUUCACAAAAGCUGCAAGUGAUUUUCCAAUUUCCAUUACCAAAUCCAAAAUCAAACCCAAUCCCAGAAUCAGAUUUGCCAUGGUCAAGCUAGUCUCCGCUAGAGAUUUCAGGGUCUAUGGCCCUCGUUCGGUUCGGAACCGGGCGGAGUACAUCAAUGCCGGCCUCUACUUGUUCGCCACUAUCCUCCUUCUGGGUGGCUUUGUUGCUCAGCUUUCCCGAGAACCCAAAUCUGGUUUGGCACUAAUUCUUCUCGCCACUUCCCUAUUUGCCAUCGUUAAUUUGCAUGAUCUCUUCGCCCAUCUCGCCGGAAUUGAUUACCGGUUGCCACUGCUUGUUCAGUACGAUGCCCAGCUUUUUUUUGUGGAAUUUGCUGUUCCGUUUCUUCAGGCGAUUGGGUCGCUGCUUUUGUCUUUCGCUGCACUGUUUCUUCUAAUUCAGGAAAAGAAGGGACAUGAUUAUCACAAACUCGAAAAGCAUGCUUCAAAUAUGCUUAUUGCGGGUCCUGCCUUAUGGAUGCUUGGAUCGAUCCACAACUCAUGCCAAAUCUACGAAAGGGCUGAUGCACAUGUUCAAAUCUUGCAACAGAGUGUCCAUAUUCCAUUUUUAAUAGGAAGCUUGCUGUUUUUUGUUGCAGCAGUUCUCAAUAGCUACGAGCAAGUUGGGUUAGCCCAUCAUGGUCUCAAACUUCUGGGCAAAAACUGGAUUUGGUUAGGUAUCUUUGGGAGCUUAUCGUUCUUGUUAGGCGGAUUGGCAAACGUGCUUAAAGUGUUCAAGAUGCAGCAGUUCGAGGGACUGCGACUUGAGAAGCUUCGAGGAGGGGCAAACGAGCGGCUUCUUGGAGAAAGAGAAGGCAGGAUUCCUCUGAUUCUAGAGGAUCAGGGUAGGAGAAAACGACACUCAGAUGAAGAAAGAGGAAGGGUCGAAGCCAGACCAACGCCUUAUAAAGACGUACUCGUAGGCCAAUCACCCUGGCAAGAAGAAAAUAAUAACAAUAAUAAUAAAAGAGAAAACAUAUAUUUCAAUCGUUUUAGAUUAUGCUUACGGAAAAGCCCAUCGAAAUCCUCUCCCCUUCCAGCUCUCCGUGAAACCCUAACUUCCAUAUCCUCACCAAUUCCUUGCUUUCCCCAGGGUUUAUAUUUAUUAAUCUCAGUGUUCUCCUGUAAGUUUGGCGAAAUGGCAUCAGUUUCUAGUCAGCCACAGUUCCGUUACACACAACCACCCUCAAAGGUUCUCCACUUAAGGAAUUUACCUUGGGAAUGUACUGAGGAGGAACUGAUUGAACUGGGAAAGCCAUUUGGAAAAGUCGUGAAUACAAAAUGUAAUGUUGGAGCAAACAGAAAUCAAGCUUUUAUUGAGUUUGCAGACAUAAAUCAAGCUAUUGCAAUGAUAUCAUAUUAUGCAUCUUCCUCUGAGCCUGCACAAGUUAGAGGAAAAACUGUCUAUCUGCAGUAUUCUAACCGGCAAGAAAUUGUGAACAACAAAACAACAGCUGAUGUUCCUGGAAAUGUGCUUUUAGUAACAAUUGAGGGCACUGAUGCACGCCUUGUCAGCAUUGAUGUUUUGCACUUGGUUUUUUCUGCCUUUGGAUUUGUGCAUAAGAUCACUACCUUUGAGAAAACAGCUGGAUUUCAGGCGUUGGUGCAAUUUUCGGAUGCGGAGACUGCCUCAUCUGCUAAGAAUGCCUUGGAUGGGAGAAGCAUCCCUAGGUAUUUACUUCCUGAUCAUGUUGGACCAUGUUCCCUUAGAAUUACUUACUCUGCCCAUACUGAUUUGACUGUGAAAUUUCAGAGUCAUCGAAGCAGGGACUACACUAAUCCUUAUCUUCCUGUUGCUCCAUCGGCCAUAGAUGGAAGUGGUCAGUUCACCGUGGGUUUGGAUGGAAAGAAACUUGAACCAGAGAGUAAUGUUCUUCUUGCCUCCAUUGAGAAUAUGCAGUAUGCAGUCACCUUGGAGGUUUUGCACAUGGUUUUUUCUGCAUUUGGACCUGUCCAGAAGAUUGCCAUGUUUGAUAAGAAUGGGGGAGUCCAGGCCUUGAUUCAAUAUCCAGAUGUUCAGACUGCGGUAGUUGCCAAGGAAGCCCUCGAGGGACACUGUAUUUAUGACGGAGGGUUUUGCAAGCUUCACAUCUCAUAUUCACGCCAUACUGACUUGAGUAUCAAGGUGAAUAAUGACCGAAGUCGAGACUAUACAAUUCCAAAUAAUCCUCCCAUGGUGAAUUCUCAACCGCCUGUUGUGGGGCAGGGGCCGGGGCAGGGGCAGGGGCAGCAACCACCACAUCAAAUGAUGGGUCCUUCCACCCAUCAAUACAAUGGAAACCAGUAUGGUCCUUCCGGAGAGCAGCAGCCUGGGGUGCAGCCUCCACAAUCUUCAGGUUGGGGAUCGGGUGGUCCUGCUGCGACCUACUCCUCCAUGCCUAUGCACAAUCCUGGUUACAUGCCAUCGGGGACAAUGCCGCCACAGCAUGGUAUGAUGCCAAGCCCCAGUGGCUUACACCAGACACCACCACCACCAUAUCGCCCCGAUCACAGGCAAUAGCACACAUUGUCUUCUGUUUUAUAGUUGAAUGUCCAUUCAAGAAAACCAACUAAGCUUUUUUAAAAUACUAGAAAUGCAUUUUGGCAGAGGAAACAAAUGUGCAUUAAAUUCGAUGGUUACGCAAACUGUUCAGAACAAGUUAGGUCGGUUCGUUUCCCUUUUAUUUUUAAGGGAUGUGAAUGAAUUGUAAGAUCCCGAGUGUGAAGAACCGAGCACCUUUCUUUGAAGCCAAGUGACAUUAAACUCGGUUAUUGAUGAUCACUGUUUUAUAAACCUCCCUCUUCCUUUUGCCUAUUCUUAUCACUUCUUGAACUCAAUCAUCAUUUAUGCAAUGUACUUAUUUCAACUGUGGCUAAACUUAGUAGUUUAAGAGGACAAGCUGAUGAAACAUUGUAUUGAGGACACUUUUAUCUAUAUCUAAAAAUGUGUUUUUUCUUUGUUA